Messenger RNA from Megalops cyprinoides (Indo-Pacific tarpon), 2711 nucleotides. RefSeq names its product FYN proto-oncogene, Src family tyrosine kinase b (gene fynb). Gene Ontology annotation, molecular function: ATP binding; non-membrane spanning protein tyrosine kinase activity; signaling receptor binding. The record is from RefSeq and is a predicted model, not a curated record. The transcript has 14 exons. NCBI's taxonomy places the organism in Eukaryota, Metazoa, Chordata, Actinopteri, Elopiformes, Megalopidae. Gene Ontology annotation, biological process: T cell receptor signaling pathway; innate immune response; cell surface receptor protein tyrosine kinase signaling pathway. The coding region runs from base 533 to 2302 and encodes 589 amino acids. Gene Ontology annotation, cellular component: extrinsic component of cytoplasmic side of plasma membrane.
CACUGUGAUGGGUUCGCCCAAGCGCAUGGGCUUGCUCACGAUUCUGCGGCCCGCUUAGAUUGAUAGCUUGCUUAAAUUGUAAUAUGUGCGAACUGCAUAUUACUUCGAACCCCCACAAAAUAAAACACGCCGCUAUCAGUUGGUACAGGUUAGCAAACACCACCUAACCUGUUUACGAGUCCCCUCCCCAACUCUUCCACCGCCGUCCCUGCGUACACCCGACAAUUCAAUUGGCUGUCGGCGCCGUCGAUUACACCCUCAGUCCCGUUAGUUUCAUUGUGGAUCUGCAGCAGAUACGCCAUCAUCUGUUACGCUCGGCGGCAGGGACGGGGGACAAGUGGGAGCGCAUUUAUACGCGAAUCUGUAAAUUACUGUAGAAGCUUGAAAUAACAUCCUAGCAGAAGUGUUUACGAUGGAAUGCAUAGGCCUCACGCACUAGACGCCUUCUGUUCGGGGCCUCUGUUUUUGCUGUGCACAAAGCAAUGUGGAGCAAAUAAAGAUCCUGAUACACUGAAACAAGAGAAUUUAGAUAAUGGGCUGUGUGCAAUGCAAGGAUAAGGAGGCCACCAAACUGACAGACGACAGGGACACAAGCGUCUCUCAGAGCGCGGGGUACCACUAUGGGGCCGAGCCCACGCCGCAGCACUACCCCAGCUUCGGAGUCACCGCCAUCCCCAACUUCAACAACUUCCACGCCCCCGGCGGCCAGGGCAUGACCGUGUUCGGGGGGGUCAACUCCUCCUCCCACACCGGGACGCUGCGAUCCCGCGGCGGGACGGGAGUGACGCUCUUCGUGGCGCUCUACGAUUACGAGGCCCGGACGGAGGAUGACCUCAGCUUCAGGAAAGGAGAGAAGUUCCAGAUCCUCAACAGCACUGAAGGAGACUGGUGGGAAGCUCGCUCCCUCACCACCGGCGGCUCCGGCUACAUCCCCAGUAACUACGUGGCUCCGGUGGACUCCAUCCAGGCUGAGGACUGGUACUUCGGUAAACUCGGCCGGAAGGAUGCAGAGAGGCAGCUCCUGUCCAACGGCAACCCCCGCGGCACCUUCCUCAUCCGGGAGAGCGAAACCACCAAAGGUGCCUUCUCCCUGUCCAUACGAGACUGGGACGAUGUCAAAGGAGACCACGUCAAGCAUUAUAAGAUCCGCAAGCUGGACAGCGGGGGGUAUUACAUCACCACCCGGGCCCAGUUCGACACUCUGCAGCAGCUGGUCCAGCAUUACUCCGAGAGGGCUGCCGGCCUGUGCUGUCGCUUGGUGGUGCCCUGCCACAAGGGGAUGCCCCGCCUGGCCGACCUGUCCGUCAAAACCAAAGACGUGUGGGAGAUUCCGCGGGAGUCGCUGCAGCUCAUCAAGCGUCUGGGGAACGGGCAGUUUGGGGAGGUCUGGAUGGAGAGUGCGGAUGGUUUGUGCUUUAAUUUAACGGGAGUGUGUGUGAACAACUCACCCGAAACUGUCGGCCUGGCUCACGAUGCAUGGGAGGUCGCCAGAGACUCGCUUGAGUUGGAACUAAAGCUGGGUGCGGGAUGUUUUGCCGAGGUGUGGUAUGGGACGUGGAACGGCACCACCAAGGUGGCGGUGAAGACGCUGAAGCCGGGCACCAUGUCGCCCGAGUCCUUCCUGGAGGAGGCGCAGAUCAUGAAGAAGCUCCGGCACGACAAGCUGGUGCAGCUGUAUGCCGUGGUGUCCGAGGAGCCCAUCUACAUCGUCACCGAGUACAUGGGCAAAGGAAGCUUGCUGGAUUUCCUGAAGGAUGGAGAGGGUCGAGUGCUGAAGUUGCCCAACCUGGUUGACAUGGCGGCUCAGGUGGCGGCGGGCAUGGCCUACAUCGAGAGGAUGAACUACAUCCACAGGGACCUGCGAUCCGCCAACAUCCUGGUGGGUGACAACCUGGUGUGCAAGAUCGCCGACUUCGGCCUGGCCAGGCUGAUCGAGGACAACGAGUACACGGCACGGCAAGGUGCGAAGUUCCCCAUUAAGUGGACCGCCCCGGAGGCCGCCCUGUACGGGAAGUUCACCAUCAAAUCUGACGUGUGGUCUUUUGGAAUCCUGCUCACGGAGCUGGUGACAAAAGGGCGGGUACCCUACCCAGGGAUGAAUAACCGGGAGGUGCUGGAGCAGGUGGAGCGGGGUUACCGGAUGCCCUGCCCGCAGGACUGCCCCAGCUCCCUGCAUGAGCUCAUGGUGCAGUGCUGGAAGAAGGACCCGGAGGAGCGGCCCACCUUCGAAUACCUGCAGGCCUUCCUGGAGGACUACUUCACCGCUACCGAGCCUCAGUACCAGCCCGGGGACAACCUCUAAAGCCGAGCUUCCAGCACCGUGACGGACCGCAAACAUGUACAGCUUCCAAAACGUGUCCAAAACCGUCGCCACUCCACCCCCUCCACCCCCCCCCAGCUCCCGACACAAGCCCCCACUCUGAGGGAGGUCGGACUCAAACAGACUUUAGGCAGGAGGUGUUCAGGGUUCUGCUGUCUGAUCUCUGUGGCGAAACGGAGGCGGGGAGGGGACCGGGGUGUCGUUGGGGUUUGUGAUGAUGCAAUGAUGAAUCGCCUGUAUUCAGUGUAAAUAUUAAUUCCUUGUGUACUUACCCUCUGUUUGUCUGUUUUUUUCCACUUAGGAUUUUUUGUUUUAUUUUAUUUUAUUUUUUUAAUUUGGGGAUUUAGCUUUUUUUUGUCCAGGGCAAUUAUAAUGAUGCUGAUACUAAUGA